Molecule: messenger RNA, 2704 nt
Organism: Ipomoea triloba (trilobed morning glory)
Lineage: Eukaryota; Viridiplantae; Streptophyta; Magnoliopsida; Solanales; Convolvulaceae
Product: pentatricopeptide repeat-containing protein At3g18020-like
Molecular function (GO): protein binding
Source: RefSeq, a predicted model, not a curated record
CUCCUCACUCCCUCACUCCCUCAAUCCUUCAGCCGAUCUGCAGUCUAUCACUCCAUCUGUCCAUCUGCGUCUCAGUUCCUUACCUCACCGGAGUCACUGCCGUCCCUCGCCACACCGCCCUCACGCUAAAGCUUCAAGUCGCCGUCACGUAGUCCGAGCUCCAUCGUCGGUCGCCAGUCCAGGCUCCAGCCGCGUCCCGCCGGUCUAGCCACGGCCUCCCCUCACCACUGUGUAAUAUUUGAAAUGAUCCAAGAGCUUUCUUGUUGAAGCAAAUCCUUCAGUUGAAUGGGCCUCCUUUGAAAGAUCAAAUUGAACAGAUUCUGAAGAGUGGCAUUCUUGCAGAUGAGAACUUAUCUUCAAAGAAAUCUCAUUAUGACCAAGUAAGAAAGCAACAUAACAUGCACAAAUGUGUUUACGCAAAUUCUCGUCAACAUCGUCUUCCAUAGCCUGCUGCUGCAUUCGAUCUCUUUCCAGCUCCCCACUCCCGUGCAUCUUCCACACCACCAACCAUUUCAAAGAAGCAGAAGAAGAACAACAAGGCCGGGAACUCGAAAUUGAUCAACACACUGUUACAAACAUAGCCUACUGGACUAGGAAAAUCCACAAACUCUGCGCUUUUGACCACAAUGUCGACGAAGCUCUUCGCCUCUUCGAUCAACUCCGUCUCUAUGGCUACCGCCCCGAUUCCCUCAAUCUUAGUAGCAUUAUCAAUGCUCUGUGUGAUGCUCGCCGCUUCCCCGAAGCUCACCGCCGGUUCUUUCUUGCUGUUUCCACCCAUUCUAACGUGAAUGAGAGCACUUGCAAUGUUAUCAUUGCUCGCUUGCUCCAUUCGCGGAGCCCUGAAUCAACCCUGCAUGUUAUUCGCGCUUUAUUUCGCCAAAAACCUGAGUUUGUACCUUCUUUGAUGAACUACAACCGUUUGAUGGAUCAAUUUUGCGCUUUAUCAAGGCCUAGAGAUGCGCACCAGGUGUUCCUUGAAAUGAGAAACAAAGGGCACUGCCCCAACGUUGUUCCGUACACGACUCUGAUCAAUGGUUACUGUGGAGUCGGGGAAAUUGGUGACGCUUGGAAUCUGUUCGAUGAAAUGUCUGAGCGUGGAGUGAGUCCUAAUGCAUUUACCUACAGUAUUUUAAUUCGCGGGGUCCUUAGAAAGAGGGACAUUGAGAAGGGAAAAGCAUUGAUUGGGAAUCUUUGGGAGGUAAUGAUUGGUGAGGAGGAUAUGCAUGUUAAUACUGCAGCAUUUUCUAACGUGAUUGAUUGUAUAUGUAGAGAAGGGUUGUUCCAUGAAGUUUUUAGGAUUGCAGAAGAUAUGCCUCAAGGAAAGUGUGUAGUUGAAGAGUUUGCUUAUAGUCAAAUGAUUGAUUCACUUUGUAGGUAUGGGAGGUACAAUGGGGGUGCUAGAAUCAUUUAUAUAAUGAAAAAGAGAGGAUUCAAGCCAAGCUUAGAAGCGUAUAAUACAAUAGUACAUGGAAUUUGCAGAGAAUGUGACUUUUUCAGGGCUUAUCAACUAUUAGAAGAAGGGAUUCAGUUUGGAUACUCUCCCUCUGAGUUCACCUACAAUCUCUUGAUAGAGGGUCUUUGUUCUGUAUCUGAUCUUGACAAGGCGAAGAAUGUUCUGAAUAUCAUGCUAAAUAAGAAAGUUGUAGAUAGAACUAGGAUUUACAAUAUAUAUCUAAAAGCUAUUUGUCUUACUAAUAAUCCAACCGAGCUGUUGAACACACUUGUUACCAUGCUUCAAACACAAUGCCAACCUGAUCUUAUAACCCUUAAUACCGUGAUCAAUGGUUUCUGCAAAAUGGGAAGAGUUGAAGAGGCUCUCAAGGUGCUGCAAGAUAUGAUGAGUGGGAAGUUUUGUACCCCUGAUGUAGUGACCUAUACGACAGUCGUUGGUGGUUUGCUGGAAGUUGGGAGGGAUGAAGAAGCUCUACAUUUAUUACGUAAUACAAUGCCUAUGAACGGCAUUACUCUUGGUGUUGUGACCUACAACACUACUCUCCACGGGCUCUUCAAGAUGCAUAGGGCUGAUGAUGCCAUGGAGAUGUUCAACUGCAUGAUCAGCCACGACAUUGCUGCUGAUUGCACAACUUACACUAUUAUAAUUGAUGGGUUAUUCGAGUCAAAGCGAAUAGAUGAAGCUAAACGCUUCUGGGAUGAUAUUGUAUGGCCAUCAAGAGUUCACGACAACUACGUGUAUUCUGCCAUUCUUAAAGGGCUCUGCCGCUCAGGAAGAGUAGAAGAAGCCUGUGACUUCUUAUAUGAGUUGGUAGACUGUGGGGUUACUCUGUGCCAUGUGAAUUACAACAUUGUCAUUGAUGGUGCUUGCAGGUUAGGGUUGAAGAAAGAAGCAUAUCAGAUUCUUGGAGAAAUGAGGAAGAAUGGGCUUGCUCCAGAUGCUGUAACAUGGAGAGUUCUGGAUAAAUUGCAUCGAAAAAGAGGAAUGCAAUUCUGUGACUCUGAGGAUUUAACCCUGCAAUCCCAAGAACCACUAGUGAAUUGAAUCAGUGCAAGAAUUUGCAGGUCAGUGUAAUCUCUGUACGGUUGAUUUCCUAUAUUAGACUUUAGAAAGAUCAGCACAUGAAUGUAAUGUAGUAAUUAAUUAUAACUAAAAAGUAAACACUAAAACAUUUUAGUCCAUUAAUUUAAUAGGCACCCCGGAUAAUUCUGUUCUUGAAUUUAUUAAUGUACUUUCAAUAAUUCUGUGAAG